AUGCAAGAUGGAGGUCGCCAACAUGUAAGGGCCGACCAGCAGGAGAAAGGUGAUGAACGCUGCACAGAUAGAAACGAAUGUCGAGAUCUUCCAGACAAGAGAAGUGUAGCUGUGAAAAGAUUAGUUCUUGCAAAGACCAAACUCAAAGCUGCGAAUAUAUUUGAAGCGUAUGAUGAAGUUUUUAAAGAUUGGGGGCAUAAAGGCAUAACUGAAAAAGUUCCAGAACAAGAAUUAAAGGAUAAAAGGCACUAUUUACCUCACAGAGGAGUUUUUAAAGAAAAUUCCACAGAGCUCAGGCCUGUUUUCUAUGCUUCGUGUAAACAGAAAGGAUAUCCUUCAUUGAAUGGCUGUUCAGCAAAAGGACCAAAUUUAUUGAACCUACUGCCUGCUAAUUUGCUGAAAUUUAGGGAAAGAGAAAUAGGAGUAAUUUCGGACACAAAAAAGGCAUCUCUACAAAUUAGCGUUAAUAAGGAGGAUCGUGAUUAUUUGAGAUUUCUCUAG
Stegodyphus dumicola is the source of this 501-nucleotide messenger RNA. RefSeq lists its product as uncharacterized. The record is from RefSeq and is a predicted model, not a curated record. Lineage: Eukaryota; Metazoa; Arthropoda; Arachnida; Araneae; Eresidae.